Nannochloropsis gaditana CCMP526 is the source of this 1418-nucleotide messenger RNA. RefSeq lists its product as uncharacterized. Bases 10 to 924 code for a protein of 304 amino acids. The transcript has 3 exons. The record is from RefSeq and is a predicted model, not a curated record.
CAGGUAACCAUGACUUCUCGAAUUGGACAUUCCGGUGGCCUCAGGCGGAUCUGUGCUCUGGGGUUGGUCGUGUCUCUUGUUGUGGCCCUUGCCUCCGUCCCUUUCGUUAUAGCAAAGGGAGAUAAUGAUACAGAAGAUUCAGCCACGUCCGUACAACCGCAGUCCUCACGAUCGCGGUUCUUACAUCGUCUUCAAGGCUUGUUUACACACUCGACAUCGUCCUCUUCGUCGUUGUUAUCCACCUCUUUGGACAAGCUCGAAAGUCCAGCCGCCACAAAGGCUAGCUCUUUUUCUAUAUUGGGGGGCGAGAAGGAUUCCUGGGCUGAAGAGUGGGACCUCAAACUGGCGCGUCGCCUUCUAGAUGGGGAUCAUUUUAGCGUCUUGAAAGAGAUGGUGCUGUCCAAAGACCUGGAAGUGAUAUGGAGCACCCCUUACGCGGCGCGACGCUUAUUGGAAGCGAAUCCCAUUUUGAAAAUGCUGCCUGGUGCAGCUGCUUUGGCAAAGAAAGACCUAGACGAUUGGACGCCAGCUGAUGGAUUACAAAUUCUGUCCAGGUUGCGUCUCUUCGCGAAAGAUGCAAUGGAAAAGACUAUGGAAAACAUCGACCCGUCGAAAUCCAUGGAAUCUUUGGAAAAAUUCGCCCAUCGCGGUCUUAGGGAGGAGCACGAAGGUGGCGACCCGAAAUUAAAAGCUCUUUUCGAUAAAGUAGCCGCAGGAGAUGAUACAGCUGCAAAGGAAGUGCAUGAUGUGGUGUUCGAUGAGCUUUGGGGAGGAUUAGUGGACAAAGAACAGAUGGGUUUUGGAAAAGAACCCGGUACGAUGUUCGAACCAGAAGCGUCCAAAAUUAUGCGGGACUACGUGCGAACCCAAGAGCCAGCUCUUUGGGAUAUGAUGACGAUGGACGACCCGUUUAUCACGCAGUAAGCUAAUGACGGAUCCUCUAGCAACACCCAUGAAAGUAAUACAAGACCUCACUAAUCAGGAACUUGCAGCUGAUCAGACAGAGUUGGAGUCAAAAAGCAAGCAGCAAGAGACGUGAUGAAAGCGGGGGCUCGACGAAAGAAUCGUAAGCAGGGUUUGUGACACUCAAUGAGCAUCCCGAGAUCGAGCUACUACCUAUGGGAGCUUAUAUACCCCUAUAUUAUCGCCAGUAUGAUAAGAAUGAACGCUAGAGUGCUCCCUUCCAAUAUAAAAGCAAAGUAUGCGCUUGAUAUUUCUUUCUCGGAAGGCUGAAAUUACGCCUAGAAGAAUGUACCGUCUGAUUGAUAUGCUGUACGCGAAAAAGGGAGACGUCGUUUUAAAGAUAUUACGGAAAAAUGGGGCAAUGAAGAUGAACGUCAUGGAUCUAAUAAUGCGAAGAAUCAGAUUGUUAAGAAAAUCGAAUUUCCAAUGCCACUGAAAACUUAAAAAUGGCUGGC